AUGAACGUCCCUAUACACUAUCAGCCUCACCAAUCAAAUGAUGACCCUUCAGGAAUGUCCAUCAUUUGCAUCAUUUCCUGGACUAUUGGUGUCAUGGUAACAGUCGGUUUUAUCGUCAUGUUCGCCAAGUGUCUCAUGGUUCGUCGAUGCCCGCCAUGUCCGCCUCCAACAACAUCAGGACCUUCGAGACAAGGACCUCUGUACCGUGAGCCCAGGUACCCUUUGUACCCUGAGCGUAUAGGCAUUGCACCUCCAGGUCCUCCGCCUCCCCGAGAAUACGAAAGCGAUCUUGAACAAGGAAGCAUCGAUGAACGUGCCGUUGGAACCACCAACAGCUCGAAAGUUGGUAACCAACCUCGCGUACCACCACCUCCAUAUUGCCGACGAUGCUGA
Molecule: messenger RNA, 393 nt
Organism: Fusarium fujikuroi IMI 58289
Lineage: Eukaryota; Fungi; Ascomycota; Sordariomycetes; Hypocreales; Nectriaceae
Exons: 1
Coding region: 1-393 (130 amino acids)
Source: RefSeq, a predicted model, not a curated record